Messenger RNA from Heterostelium album PN500, 636 nucleotides. RefSeq names its product Hsp20/alpha crystallin family protein. Gene Ontology annotation, biological process: response to heat. The record is from RefSeq and is a predicted model, not a curated record. The coding region runs from base 1 to 636 and encodes 211 amino acids. NCBI's taxonomy places the organism in Eukaryota, Evosea, Eumycetozoa, Acytosteliales, Acytosteliaceae. The transcript has 3 exons.
AUGAAUCCAUUAAUUAUGAGAGAUGCUUUAGAAGAUGGUUAUCCUGUCACCGUGGUGGAUAUGAUAGAGGUAUCAUAUAAUCAUGAAUUCCAACGUGAUGUAAAAGAAUUCAAAGAGAAUAUGAAACAAAUGGCAGAGGAAUUCAAAGAGAAACAUAGAGACAAUAUGCAUUCACAUUCGUUCUGGUGGGCCAAUAGAUACACCGGAGGUGAUCAUGGACACCACGGUAAACCACUCGACCAUUGGUUCGGUGGUGGAAGAUCCGAAGAGUCUUUUUCCAGUUUCUCACCAAAGACAAGAGUCGAAGAGACCGGAAAUUCGUUUGAGGUCGAGGUCGAGUUGCCAGGUAUCAAAAAGAACGAUGUAAAGAUUACUUUCUCAAAGGAUACUUUGAUUAUUGCCUCCAAAGAGGAUGUCGUCCCAACUACACCAGAAAGCUCCACAGCCAAUAGUGAGCAACCAACUACAACAACCAGCAACAACGCAACAAAAUCAAAAUCAACCAAGAGAUUCCAAAAAGAAAUUCAAUUCUUUGAACCGGUUAGUUUUGAAAAGAUUUCUGCAAGAAUGGAAGAUGGUGUUUUAUAUGUUACUGUUCCAAAAGAACAAAUUGAUCAUCAAGUCAGCAUCCUUUAA